AUGAAGACCAUUCUCAGCAAUCAGACGGUCAACAUUCCAGAAAAUGUGGACAUCAAUCUGAAGGGACGCACAGUCAUUGUGAAGGGCCCCAGAGGAACCCUCUGGAGGGACUUCAAUCACAUCAAUGUAGAGCUGAGCCUUCUUGGGAAGAAGAAGAAGAGGCUCCGGGUUGACAAAUGGUGGGGCAACAGGAAGGAACUGGCCACCGUCAGAACCAUCUGCAGCCAUAUUCAAAACAUGAUCAAGGGUGUUACGUUGGGCUUCUGCCACAAGAUGAGGUCCGUGUAUGCUCACUUUCCCAUCAACGUCAUUAUUCAAGAGAAUGGGUCUUUGGUUGAAAUCCGAAAUUUCUUGGGUGAAAAAUACAUCCGCAGGGUUCGGAUGAGGACAGGCGUUGCUUGUUCUGUCUUUCAAGCCCAGAAGGAUGAAUUAAUCCUUGAAGGAAAUGAUAUUGAACUGGUUUCAAACUCGGCGACUCUGUUACCAGCAGGCCACAACAGUUAA
Alexandromys fortis (reed vole) is the source of this 504-nucleotide messenger RNA. RefSeq names its product 60S ribosomal protein L9-like. Gene Ontology annotation, cellular component: ribosome; cytosolic large ribosomal subunit. The coding region runs from base 1 to 504 and encodes 167 amino acids. Gene Ontology annotation, biological process: cytoplasmic translation. Gene Ontology annotation, molecular function: structural constituent of ribosome; rRNA binding. The record is from RefSeq and is a predicted model, not a curated record. NCBI's taxonomy places the organism in Eukaryota, Metazoa, Chordata, Mammalia, Rodentia, Cricetidae. The transcript has a single exon.